CUCUGCUGCUGCACCCCGGCCCCCGCCCGCCUUUCGGGGCUCCUUUCUCUCCAUAUCGCCCACCGCUCGCCCCCGGGGUGCGCGCGCCAGACCCCACGGGAGAGCUGGAAGAGCCGGGGGACCUAGAGCUGCUCGAGGCACUCGAGGAGGAGGAAGAGGAGGCGGCGGCCAUGGGGAGCGGGGCCAGCGCCGAGGACAAGGAGAUGGCCAAGAGGUCCAAGGAGCUGGAGAAGAAGCUCCAGGAGGACGCGGAUAAAGAGGCCAAGACGGUCAAGUUGCUCUUGCUCGGGGCCGGAGAGUCGGGCAAGAGCACCAUUGUGAAGCAGAUGAAGAUCAUCCACCAGGAUGGCUACACGCCCGAGGAGUGCAUGGAGUUCAAGGCCAUCAUCUACGGCAACAUCCUGCAGUCCAUCCUGGCCAUCAUCCGCGCCAUGUCCACCCUGGGCAUUGACUACGCCGAGUCGUCCCGCGCGGACGACGGGCGGCAGCUCUUCAACCUGGCCGACUCCAUCGAGGAGGGGACGAUGCCCCCCGAGCUGGUUGACUGCAUCAAGAAGCUGUGGAAGGACGGGGGGGUCCAGGCUUGUUUUGACCGCGCCGCUGAGUACCAGCUCAAUGACUCGGCUGCGUAUUACCUGAACCAGCUGGACAGGAUCACAGCCCCCGAUUACCUCCCCAAUGAGCAGGACGUGCUGCGAUCCCGAGUGAAGACCACGGGCAUCAUCGAGACCAAGUUCUCUGUCAAAGACCUGAAUUUCAGGAUGUUCGACGUGGGGGGGCAGAGAUCGGAGCGCAAGAAGUGGAUCCACUGCUUCGAGGGGGUGACCUGCAUCAUCUUCUGCGGGGCGCUGAGCGCCUACGACAUGGUGCUGGUGGAGGACGACGAAGUGAACCGCAUGCACGAGUCCCUGCACCUCUUCAACAGUAUAUGCAACCACAAGUUCUUCGCCGCCACGUCCAUCAUCCUCUUCCUCAACAAGAAGGACCUUUUUGAGGAGAAGAUCAAGAAAGUCCAUCUCAGUAUUUGCUUCCCGGAGUAUGACGGUCCCAACACGUUUGAAGACGCGGGAAACUACAUCAAGACCCAGUUCCUUGAUCUCAACAUGCGGAAGGACGUGAAGGAGAUUUACAGCCACAUGACCUGUGCCACAGACACGCAGAACGUCAAGUUCGUCUUCGACGCCGUCACGGAUGUCAUCAUCAAAGAGAACCUCAAGGACUGCGGCCUCUUCUGAGCGUCUGUUGGCAGAAGAGGAGGGGUCGCGCUGUUCUCACCGCCGUUCUGCUGAGCAGAGCCAAGGGAUUCACCACAAAGAAACACAAGUUACCCACACCUCACUUUUUCUACAACCUGCCCAACCGAACCACCCAGGAUAGGAAGGGGCUGGAGCCAAACUUCCCUUUCGUGGCCAUUUCCUCUUUUUUUUAAAAGAAAGAAGAACGAAGCCUCUGCUCUCCGCAGCGUUCAGGGAUCGGUUUGACACCGAAGAGCACGACAGCUGGAAAGGUUCAUGUCAAGCAUCAUGUUCCCACCACCGCAGCAUCGCGCCUGCGGGAGGCAGGGACGGGAGCUGCCCACCCCCCCGCUGCUUUAUUCCCUUUUAUCGAAGCUGAAUUGGAGUUUCUGGGGAAGGCGGAGGCCGGGGAACCAACCUCAGUCCUUGGGGUUUUUGUGCCCUGAGGCUUGAGGGAAUUGCCCCCCGAGCAAUGGGGAUGUGGGGCUGGUGGCAGCGCGGGCAGGAGCGCGUUUGGGUGACAAUCCCGGCUGCGGCAGAGGAACGGGCCGGAGAAAGAGGAAAUGGUGACUCGAAAGAUUUCCAUUCCGCUACUUAGAGCUGCGUUUGCUCUUCGCCGUCUGUAAAUAACUCCGCUGUAGCCCCGGCCCGCGUCCCCUCGACCGCGCGGCUUCGCUGCGCUGUAGGAAAACCAAAUAAACACAUACGCAUGA
Molecule: messenger RNA, 1948 nt
Organism: Columba livia (rock pigeon)
Lineage: Eukaryota; Metazoa; Chordata; Aves; Columbiformes; Columbidae
Gene: GNAT2
Product: G protein subunit alpha transducin 2
Exons: 9
Coding region: 171-1235 (354 amino acids)
Biological process (GO): detection of chemical stimulus involved in sensory perception of bitter taste; adenylate cyclase-modulating G protein-coupled receptor signaling pathway
Cellular component (GO): heterotrimeric G-protein complex; photoreceptor inner segment; photoreceptor outer segment
Molecular function (GO): G protein-coupled receptor binding; GTP binding; GTPase activity
Source: RefSeq, a predicted model, not a curated record